Diaporthe citri is the source of this 1122-nucleotide messenger RNA. RefSeq lists its product as uncharacterized. Gene Ontology annotation, molecular function: DNA-binding transcription factor activity, RNA polymerase II-specific; RNA polymerase II cis-regulatory region sequence-specific DNA binding. The transcript has 2 exons. The record is from RefSeq and is a predicted model, not a curated record. NCBI's taxonomy places the organism in Eukaryota, Fungi, Ascomycota, Sordariomycetes, Diaporthales, Diaporthaceae. Gene Ontology annotation, biological process: positive regulation of ribosomal protein gene transcription by RNA polymerase II. Bases 1 to 1122 code for a protein of 373 amino acids.
AUGGACUCAAGUCGGUCUCCAGUCGCCCUCGCCGACGUCCCUAUAAAGAGACCACCAGAAGACGACGAGCCAUUCGAUCCAAGCAGGGCUCCUCCUAAGCGACAGGCAAUGGAGAGCCCGGUCGACAAUGGACAGAGCGCUCCGUUCAUUGCCCCCUCCUCUGCGGCCACAGACCACCAAUUAGUUGGCAAGACGCCAGGCGAGCUGAUCACAAUCAUCCUGACGAUGCGCUCCUCCCACGAACAACAGCUUGCCGAGCUCCAGAAUCGAUACUCGGCCGUCAGCCGUCAAUUGGAACAGCUUACCCAGACCCUGAACGGCCAUUUUGCCUCGCAGAUAUCAGCCCUUCAGUCUGUCCAGCAGAGGGUUGCCUCCAUCUCGACGUUCGAACAAACCAGACCUUUCGCUUCCACCGUUUCCGCAGUCCCCAAUGCCACGAACGGGAACCCUGCGCUAGUACCACCGAGUCCAUCCUUCCCGGCUUCACGACAAACGCCCGUGCGCUCAAUCGUGCCCGCCUCGCCAUCUACACCCAUCACAAACAACUUGAAAGCCACGCCGACCCCCCGAGGCACGCGCUUUGAAACCCCGUCUGUCACCGCCUCCGCUCCUUCCCAGACCCCCACCAGCGCCUCUGUCGAGCCACAAGACAAGAAAGACCUCAAGAUCACGCAGUCCGACAUCCCGAACCAGCCGCCCACCGUCGAGGUAAGCCACCUCGACACAGCCUGGGAGGCGUGGGAGGAGUUCCGUUACGGCCGAAACGGGAACCCGUCGCUCGAGACCCUCGACGCGAUCUGGGGCCCCAGGUGGCGCCAGGACUUCAAGCUCAGGGAGUUCUACAAGCGGCGCAAGGCCAUCGCCGACAAGAUCAAGCAGUACAUGGCGGACGGGAUCGACGAGCAGAGCGCCGUCAGGGCGCUCGACACGCAGCGCGGCAAGAGGAAGGUCAACUGGCUGUCCCUGCGCAUCUUGGACGAGCGCAAGGCGCAGAAGGAGCAGUACAAGGAGGCGCAGAAGGCCGCGCUCGUGAACAAGGCGGCUCUGCAGAACUUUGGGACUGUGCCGGCCGCUGCGGCCGGUCCGAAUGGGUCACCCUCCCAGACUCAGCAAACGCUCUAG